CUGUAUGCCAUGCAUGGAGGUUUGAAAUGUCUUCUUCAAGACGGUGGAGUACCGUUGAUGAGACCAACUUGAGAAUAUUUAUUUGCUAAAGAAAGGAAAUGAUAAAGGUAGAGCAGUGAAAAAGAAUGGAUCAGUGGAUCUAGUUCCCUGAAGAGAUAGUCAGGGAUGGGUACAGAUGAAAUACUCCCGCCCUGCAGCGGAAGGAGAAGGGCCAGCGGUAUUUGUAGAUAUAGAUGGAACUACAGGUUGAAUUAUGGGGAGCUUGCAGGAUUUCUGAAUAAUAGGUUCCAUUUUCUCUCGGAGGUAGGAAAUAAGAUUACGUACUUGAGAGUGAAAACAGUUGAGGGUAAGAGGUCAGGAAGAGGGCCUGAAGAGAGGGGCAAACAGUGCAAACAUCUGCUGUGAGAACUGGUGAGAGAGUUAACUAAGGUUAUAAAGGAAGAUUGUGGGGGUAGAAACCAUGAGUUCUAGUGACACCUGGCCCUGGUACUGGAAACCCAGUUGAAGGUACGACAGAUUAGUGUCUGCUUUCAACUCACGAGCACAAAAAUGACCUUUCAAAAGCCUUCCAAUUUAGCUUUGCUGGGUGCGGAAAGAAUGGGUUGAUAGCAUGUAAGUUAAUGAUUGCUAUAAACUUCAUCUCCAUCCAUGUGUGCUUAAUAUGACCUCGAACUGUAACAUACGAUUCUAGGCUUAGCAAGGGUUAGACAGUGUGUCUCCUGCCGUGGGUGUGCUAAGCAUCUGAAUGACAUUCUGCCAUUUUACCAUCUCUCCUAGAUUAAUGCACUCACAGGAACUCUUUUUACUUCUAAAGUGCUAGAAGAAAGAGCAGAGAGAGAGACUGAAUCCCAAGUGAAUCCACAUUCUGAGCAAGGAGAGCAAGUGUAUGACUGGAGCACUGGCUUGGAGGACACGGAUGAUUCUCACCUUUACUUCUCUCCAGACCAGGGAAAUGUGGUAUUUACAAGUGCAAUAGAUGGGUGGGGCUUUGGAAUUGAGCACUUUGCCGAAAUCUACAGUCAAAAAACUGGCAUCAAAAAGGAAGUUCUUUUGAAAACCUUGUGGGGAGAUUAUUAUAUAAAUAUGAAGGCUAAGAAGAUUAUGAAGGUUGAUCAGGCAAAAGGAAAGAAACCUUUAUUUGUACAGUUGAUCCUGGAAAAUAUAUGGAGUUUGUAUGAUGCUGUCUUGAAAAAGGACAAAGAAAAAAUUGAUAAAAUCGUGACUUCUUUAGGAUUAAAAAUUGGAGCCCGAGAGGCACGGCAUUCAGAUCCUAAAGUUCAGAUCAAUGCUGUUUGCAGUCAGUGGCUUCCCAUAUCUCAAGCUGUUCUUGCUAUGGUGUGUCAGAAACUUCCUAGUCCCCUUGAUAUUACAGCUGAGAGAGUGGAGAAACUGAUGUGCGCAGGAUCGCAAACAUUUGAUUCUCUUCCACCGGAAACCCAGGCACUGAAAGCAGCUUUUAUGAAAUGUGGAAGUGAAGACACUGCUCCGGUUAUUAUCUUUGUUUCCAAAAUGUUUGCAGUUGAUGCUAAGGCUUUGCCUCAGAAUAAGCCAAGACCUCUCACUCAGGAGGAGAUUGCUGAGAGGCAUGAGCGUGCAAGACGAAGGCACGCGGAGAAGCUGGAAGCCGUGCAGGGCCGAGCACCCUUGGAGCCCACCCAGGACGGGAGUGCCCUUGAAACGAGUCCACAGGGAGAAGAGCCGAAAGGUGAUGAGCAAGAGGUGGAGAGUGAGACCCCUAAACCUGUGCCCCAGGAAGGAAGUGACCAAGAGCCUUUUAUCGCAUUUGCUCGAAUAUUCAGUGGCGUGGCUCGAAGAGGAAAGAAAAUUUUCGUCUUGGGGCCCAAAUACAGUCCUCUUGAGUUUUUGCAGCGGGUGCCAUUAGGCUUCUCAGCUCCAUUAGAUGACCUUCCCCCGGUCCCCCACAUGGCAUGCUGUACCCUGGAAAACCUGUAUCUUCUGAUGGGAAGGGAACUGGAAGAUCUAGAGAAGGUACCUCCAGGAAAUGUGCUAGGAAUAGGAGGCCUUCAAGACUUUGUGCUGAAAUCGGCAACACUGUGUACCUUGCCAUCCUGCCCGCCAUUUAUACCACUCAACUUUGAAGCCACCCCUAUUGUGAGAGUUGCUGUUGAACCGAAACACCCAAGUGAAAUGCCUCAGCUCGUCAGAGGAAUGAAACUGUUAAACCAAGCUGAUCCCUGCGUCCAGAUUUUAAUUCAGGAAACGGGAGAGCACGUUUUAGUCACAGCAGGGGAAGUCCACCUUCAACGAUGCCUGGAUGACUUAAAAGAAAGGUUUGCAAAGAUUCAAAUCAGUGUAUCUGAACCCAUUAUUCCAUUCAGAGAAACAAUCACAAAACCCCCCAAAGUUGACAUGGUCAAUGAAGAAAUAGGCAAACAACAAAAAGUUGCAGUCAUACACCAAACAAAAGAAGAUCAAAACAGAAUCCCUGAAGGAAUCCAAGUUUACUCUGGUGGGCUAAUCACCAUGACAACCCCCAAUAAACUUGCCACACUCAGUGUUCGAGCCAUGCCCCUUCCAGAAGAAGUCACUCAGAUUCUGGAAGAAAAUAGUGAUUUGAUUCGUUCUAUGGAGCAAUUGAUAUCCUCUUUGAAUGAGGGUAAAAACACUCAGAUGAUUCACCAGAAGACCCAAGAGAAAAUUUGGGAAUUCAAAGGAAAACUAGAGCAACAUCUAACAGGGAGAAAAUGGAGGAACACUGUUGACCAAAUCUUGUCAUUUGGCCCAAGAAAAUGUGGGCCCAACAUAUUAGUAAAUAAAAGUAAAGAUUUUCAGAAUUCAGUAUGGACAGGCCCAGAUGGCAAAGCUUCAAAAGAAGCCAGUAGAUACCGAGAUUUGGGCAACAGCAUCGUGAGUGGCUUCCAGCUAGCAACCCUCUCUGGCCCCAUGUGUGAGGAGCCUCUCAUGGGUGUCUGUUUUGUUCUGGAAAAAUGGGACCUAAGUAAAUUUGAAGACCAAACAGCAAGUGAUAAGCAGAAUCAAGAACAAAGUGAUCUGGUUAAAGAGGGACAGGGGGAAGGUGAAACCUGUUCUGGUAGAGAUGAACACCAAGACCUGCAAGGUGGCUGCUCCAAGCCCUUUGAGAAGAGGGCUUCCCAGAAAGGAGAGUCUUCACUCACCGACUGCUAUGGACCCUUCUCAGGACAGCUCAUUGCCACCAUGAAGGAAGCCUGUCGCUAUGCACUGCAAGUGAAACCUCAGCGUCUGAUGGCAGCAAUGUACACGUGUGACAUCAUGGCCACCAGUGAUGUUCUCGGUCGGGUCUAUGCGGUCUUGUCAAAGAGAGAAGGUCGAGUGCUACAAGAGGAAAUGAAAGAGGGGACAGACAUGUUCAUCAUCAAGGCUGUGCUGCCCGUGGCCGAAAGCUUUGGCUUUGCUGAUGAAAUCAGGAAGAGGACAAGUGGCCUGGCCAGCCCGCAGCUGAUAUUUAGCCACUGGGAGAUCAUUCCCAGCGACCCCUUCUGGGUACCAACCACUGAGGAGGAGUAUUUGCACUUUGGGGAAAAGGCUGAUUCUGAGAACCAGGCCCGGAAGUACAUGAAUGCGGUACGAAAGCGGAAGGGUCUUUAUGUGGAAGAGAAGAUUGUGGAGCAUGCAGAAAAGCAGAGAACCCUCAGCAAAAAUAAGUAACUACUACUGUUGGCAGAUUCUUCUCUUUGUAAUAAGUUAGGAAGUAUUAUCACCCAGGCUUCAAUACUGGGAAAAUUUCUUUAUGCUGCAUCAUCUCUGUGCAUUCACUUUCAAUAAAGCUGAUCCAUUUCAUAUUUUAAA
Physeter macrocephalus (sperm whale) is the source of this 3789-nucleotide messenger RNA. RefSeq names its product elongation factor like GTPase 1 (gene EFL1). Gene Ontology annotation, cellular component: cytosol; ribonucleoprotein complex. The transcript is spliced from 14 exons. Bases 1084 to 3648 code for a protein of 854 amino acids. Gene Ontology annotation, molecular function: GTPase activity; ribosome binding. NCBI's taxonomy places the organism in Eukaryota, Metazoa, Chordata, Mammalia, Artiodactyla, Physeteridae. The record is from RefSeq and is a predicted model, not a curated record. Gene Ontology annotation, biological process: cytosolic ribosome assembly.